This is a messenger RNA of Saprolegnia diclina VS20, 919 nucleotides long. RefSeq lists its product as hypothetical. The transcript is spliced from 2 exons. Lineage: Eukaryota; Oomycota; Saprolegniomycetes; Saprolegniales; Saprolegniaceae. The coding region runs from base 429 to 809 and encodes 126 amino acids. The record is from RefSeq and is a predicted model, not a curated record.
CACAGAGCGAGCACUUCCGUCCAGGCAGCUGCGAUCGCUCGUUUGCACAGUUGGUAUUCCCGGUAUCACUGCGACGAAGAGCCCCACUCGUCGCAGCGCUCAACGCUCGGUGUGACGCUCUUUGGUGUGCACGCUACCACGAUUCUCGCAGGAGUCGAGACCUGUCCAGGUACGCGCUUGGCACAACGGCUUGCCUCUCAAGCGCAUUCGAUCUGUCUACCGGUACUUACCUUGUGUCACCAACAGAACGGAGCUGCUCAUGGGUACAGCCCUUGCUCCUCUGUUUCUCGGGCUACUCGCUGCGGCUGUCUGCACUUCGCGCUCCUUGCGUCGGCAAAGCAGAAUUUGCAGUACGAUGCCUAGCAGAGCACGACUAGUGUUGUGCAAAAUGUGGAAGGUGGAGUGAAGGACCUAGGAAGAUCCAGGCUAUGGAUAGGAGUUUGUCAGUAGGCGGGUGCAUCCCCAAGAGCGUGCCAGUUGCGUGUUGGUGUGUUCCAGUCGCAAGGUCUUCCCGCCACUCCCACGAUGGCGGCGUCAAGAUACUCUUGGGUGCCCCCACUCUUCGUGCUCGAGGUUCGAAGAGCGGAACCCAUUUUCGGAUAUUCACGCGCACGCAAACGAUGCCCUCGGAGCAGCUUUCGUCGACAAGCAGCCAGCACGCGCUGCAGCAAGCCAUCAAGGCGAUGGGGGGUCUUCCCAUUUCAAGCCUCCACGACGCCGUGACGACAACGGGGCUCAACCUUCUUGGCCACGCCAAUGCUGCCGCGUACAAGCAGUACAUUCAGACGCCGCUCUGCGUGAUUCUCUAAGGCGCUCCAACUUGUUCAUUUUGAUACGGCAAUGACCGAUUCUUGCCCCCAACAAAGUGUCGUUACUAAAAACCUGCGACUGCAAAUACAAUCUCAUUUUGCGGUUGCUA